UUCUCCUAGCUCUCUUCUUCCGAUUUGCAGAUGAGGAUUCGCAACACAGAUUGGUCGACGCAAAUUUUUUAUUUUCCAUUUCUUGAAAUUUUUGCUUGAAGAAAUCAAGCUGUAAUCAUUUUCCCCGGAGCUGUUUUAUGCUAUUGAAGAAUGAAGCUUGUCAAGGAUGCCAUUGUAGCAGAGACUGGCAAUAGACAGCUAUUUCCUCCUUCAAGAGAAUGAUCACAUAUCUGGAUUUUGCUCUGUAAUGCUGACUAUUGACGAUAAAAAAUUUGGAUUGCCCAUCCUUAUGGAGCCAACAGCGGUGCUAAUCUCAAAUGUUAUUGGCUUUGUAGUCCAAUAGUCCACACUUUCAGAUGAAAAACUUCAAAGCCAUGCUCAUCCUAACCUUAGUCCUAAUGUCCUCAUUUGACUUCCUUAUUUUGGUCUUCUCACUCCGACUUAAUCCAAACAGCUCUGAUUUAUGUGACAAUAAAGUGGACCCUCGGACUCUCCGACUAGACCAAAUGACGGUGGUGAUAAGUGGCUACUCAGAGCACAGAAUCCCACUCCUCCAAUCCAUUGCUGCCAGGUAUUCAGCAGCUGCAUCGGUCUCAUCCAUCCUAAUAUUGUGGUGCAAUCCCGCUACUCCAACCCAAACCAUCUCCCAACUCUCCAAGAACCUAUCCCAUUACUCAACCGUAAAUGCCCCCAUCUCUGUCAUCCAUGAAACCACUGCAAGCUUAAAUUCGCGAUUCUAUCCCAGGGAAUCAAUUGACACCCGUGCUGUCCUCAUCUGUGAUGAUGAUUUGGAACUUGAUUCCAGUUCCAUUGACUUUGCAUUCAACAUUUGGAAAUCAAAUCCUAAUCGUUUGAUUGGUUUCUUUGCUAGAUCACAUGCAUAUGAUUUGAGUACCAAGUCUUGGAUCUACACUAUCAGCAGCGAUAAGUAUUCCAUUAUACUCACCAAGGCCAUGGUCAUGAAAUGGGAAUACUUAUGGGAAUACAGUUGUGGAGGUGGGAAAGUAAAUGAAGAGCUGCGGAAAAUUGUGGAUGCUGAAAGGAAUUGUGAGGAUAUUCUAAUGAAUUUUGUUGUGGCAGACAAGGUAAAUGCAGGGCCCAUAUUAGCAGGAGCCGAGAGAGUGAGGGACUGGGGGGAUGCAAGGAAUGAAGGCGGGGUGGGGAAGGAGGAGAGGGAGGCUGGGUUGAGCAGCAGGAGAGGGGAGCAUCGGAAAAGGAGAGGGGACUGCAUCAGAGAGUUCCAUAGGGUUCUAGGCAGAAUGCCUUUGAGAUAUAGUUAUGGGAAGUUAGUAAAAUCAGUCGGUGAACAAGGGCUUUGUGAGAAGAGUGGCAAGCUGGUGUAUUGUGACCAGCAGGUUUUCAAGUAAAUUUUUUUUUUUUGGUGUUUUUCUCUCAUAUGCAACUGCCAUGUGGGUUUUUGUUUUAGUUCGACAGUGCAUUAAUGUAAUUUUGCCAGUAGGUACUUUCUUACUAUUAGAGUUGAAAAAGACAUACCAUACAGAAAAGGGAACAUCCUGUUUUAUUUUUCUGGGAAACUAGAAUCCAGACUUGCAUGUUGUUACAAAUGGACAUUAUACCUGAACAAACUAAAAUGAAUAGCCGAUGUUGAUGAAGCUAUGCCUUACAGUUACUUGAACAACAACUGUUUCACACAAAACUAUCUCAAAGCUGAUCAUGAUUUGGUAUUCUAGCUUCAUGUGGAUGGCAUUUAUUUUCUUUCAAUGUGAAGUCUAAAGGAGGAAAUUGGUGUCCACUUUGGAGUUUCUGUUGAUUUGUCUUGCCACUAUAGUUGUGUGACACUAAUGCUGCAUGGUUAAGUACCCAAGUCAGCCUGAAUGUGCAAGUAUGGAAAGGCCUCUGGUGGUAAUAAUAUCUAUGACUCAAGGAAGUUCUGAUUAUAAGAUCCCGGAAGAUGAAGUUGAAAUGGAGCAAUCUGGCUGUUGCCAGAAGUUAGCGAGUGAAGCACAAUUACUCUGUAACUUGAAUCAGAGGGUUGGAAUGCAGUCUUGAGGUGAUAAAGUUGGGGCUGGCGGAGUAACAGGAUUAGGACAUGGAUAUUGUAUUCACCUGGCCUACCUCUACGGGAAAAUAGACAAUGUUUGAUGUAAACAAAUAAAUUGUCAACUUUAUCUCAGUUCAUAUUGGAUGGGCAAAGAGUGCUGGAGGAGACAGUGUUUAUGUC
Molecule: messenger RNA, 2182 nt
Organism: Coffea eugenioides
Lineage: Eukaryota; Viridiplantae; Streptophyta; Magnoliopsida; Gentianales; Rubiaceae
Product: glycosyltransferase family protein 64 C3
Exons: 3
Coding region: 357-1367 (336 amino acids)
Cellular component (GO): membrane
Molecular function (GO): glycosyltransferase activity
Source: RefSeq, a predicted model, not a curated record